UGUCCAUGGUCCCUCAGGUCAGAAGAAAUAGUCUCUAAACAGAAAACAGCUCUGAUUGGUGACUUUCCUUCUUCCCUCCCAACCCCCUUCCUAAUUGAAACCAAAUGUGCAAUAUAUUGGAUGCUGGGAUCCCUGGCGCGUUCCCAGGAAUCCUCAGAAUGUGAGGUUUCUCUCAAAGGCAUCUUGCAUCAGCCUGUGGGUGCAGGCCUGCCACCGGGCUCCCUCACCGGCGAACUGGAAAAAGAAGCGCCUCGCAACAAACCCCUCUUUCUGGGUUGGGCGAACGCAGUGGAUUAUAGCUCUGUUUUCUUCUUUCCCAAACUGUGCACCCCUGGAUGAAAGUGCCCGGGGUGUGAUAGAAGGACGAGAAGACAUGGUCUUACCUGGACUGGAACACUGACAAGUGACUUGCCUUUCUCAUAUGCUGGUGGCCUUGUCUUAAGCCUAAGCAUAAGCCAUGGUUGUGAAGUGGCACCACUGCUUGAUCUGCUUUGCCUGGCCUCUUCAAUUUUCAUGCCAAUGAUGUAGACUCCCCCUAGCAAGGUGGAGAGGUCGCUUAUUAUUUCCAGAGGAAUCAUGACUCCAGUUCCAACAGCAUCUACUGAGAUGAUCCAGAUCCCCAGAAUGUCCUUGGUGCUGCUGCUGUUGCUGCCUAUCUUGAGUUCUACAAAAGCUCAGGUUAAUCCAGCUAUUUGCCGCUACCCUCUGGGCAUGUCAGGAGGCCACAUUCCAGAUGAGGACAUCACAGCCUCUAGUCAGUGGUCGGAGUCCACAGCUGCCAAGUACGGAAGAUUGGACUCAGAAGAAGGAGAUGGAGCCUGGUGCCCUGAGAUUCCAGUGGAACCUGAUGACCUGAAGGAAUUUCUGCAGAUUGACUUGCGUACCCUACACUUUAUCACUCUUGUGGGGACCCAGGGGCGCCAUGCAGGGGGUCAUGGCAUUGAGUUUGCCCCCAAGUACAAGAUCAAUUACAGUCGGGAUGGCACUCGCUGGAUCUCUUGGCGAAACCGGCAUGGGAAACAGGUGCUGGAUGGAAAUAGCAAUCCUUAUGACAUUUUCCUAAAAGACUUGGAGCCACCCAUUGUAGCCAGAUUCGUCCGGUUCAUUCCAGUCACCGACCACUCCAUGAAUGUAUGCAUGAGGGUGGAGCUUUAUGGCUGUGUCUGGUUAGAUGGCUUGGUGUCUUACAAUGCUCCAGCUGGCCAGCAGUUUGUACUCCCCGGAGGCUCCAUCAUUUAUCUGAAUGAUUCUGUCUAUGAUGGAGCCGUUGGGUACAGCAUGACGGAAGGGCUGGGCCAGUUGACGGAUGGGGUGUCUGGCCUGGACGACUUCACUCAGACUCACGAAUACCACGUGUGGCCCGGCUAUGACUACGUGGGCUGGCGGAAUGAGAGCGCCACCAAUGGCUACAUUGAGAUCAUGUUUGAAUUUGACCGCAUCAGGAAUUUCACUACCAUGAAGGUCCAUUGCAACAACAUGUUUGCUAAAGGUGUGAAGAUCUUUAAGGAGGUACAGUGCUACUUUCGCUCAGAAGCCAAUGAAUGGGAAUCUAACGCCGUCUCCUUCCCUCUUGUCCUGGAUGAUGUCAACCCCAGUGCUCGGUUUGUCACGGUGCCCCUCCAUCACCGAAUGGCCAGUGCCAUCAAAUGCCAAUAUCAUUUUGCAGAUACCUGGAUGAUGUUCAGUGAGAUCACCUUCCAAUCAGAUGCUGCCAUGUACAAUAACUCUGGAGCCCUGCCCACCUCGCCCAUGGCACCUACAACCUAUGAUCCAAUGCUUAAAGUUGAUGACAGCAACACUCGGAUCCUGAUCGGGUGCCUGGUAGCCAUUAUCUUCAUCCUCCUGGCCAUCAUUGUCAUCAUCCUCUGGAGGCAAUUCUGGCAGAAGAUGCUGGAGAAGGCUUCCCGAAGGAUGUUGGAUGAUGAAAUGACCGUCAGCCUUUCCUUACCAAGCGAGUCCAGCAUGUUCAACAAUAACCGUUCCUCAUCACCGAGCGAACAGGAGUCCAACUCAACUUACGAUCGCAUCUUUCCCCUUCGCCCAGACUACCAGGAGCCAUCCAGGCUGAUACGAAAACUUCCAGAAUUUUCUCCAGGGGAGGAGGAGUCAGGGUCCCCUGGAACCAGUGGUGGCCCUUGUCUUCCAGGCUGCAGUGGCAUCGUGAAGCCGGUCCAGCCCAGUGGGCCUGACGGGGUGCCCCACUAUGCAGAGGCUGACAUAGUGAACCUCCAGGGAGUGACGGGAGGAAACACCUACUCGGUGCCUGCCGUCACCAUGGACCUGCUCUCCGGGAAAGAUGUGGCCGUGGAAGAGUUCCCUCGGAAACUCCUCACAUUUAAGGAGAAGCUGGGAGAAGGCCAGUUUGGUGAGGUUCAUCUCUGUGAAGUGGAGGGAAUGGAAAAAUUCAAAGACAAAGAGUUCGCCCUAGAUGUCAGUGCCAGCCAGCCUGUCCUGGUGGCCGUGAAAAUGCUCCGAGCAGAUGCCAACAAGAAUGCCAGGAAUGACUUUCUUAAAGAGAUAAAGAUCAUGUCCCGGCUCAAGGACCCAAACAUCAUCCGCCUCUUGGCUGUGUGUAUCACCGAAGACCCUCUCUGCAUGAUCACCGAGUACAUGGAGAAUGGAGAUCUUAAUCAGUUUCUCUCCCGCCACGAGCCCCCAACGGCUACCUCCAGCGAUGUGCCCACGGUCAGUUAUGCCAACCUGAAGUUUAUGGCGACCCAGAUUGCUUCUGGCAUGAAGUACCUUUCCUCUCUUAAUUUUGUCCACCGAGACUUGGCCACGCGAAACUGCUUGGUGGGUAAGAACUACACCAUCAAGAUAGCUGACUUUGGAAUGAGCAGAAACCUGUACAGUGGUGACUACUAUCGGAUCCAAGGCCGAGCGGUGCUCCCUAUCCGCUGGAUGUCUUGGGAGAGCAUUCUGCUAGGCAAGUUUACGACAGCAAGUGACGUGUGGGCCUUCGGGGUGACUCUGUGGGAGACUUUCACCUUUUGCCAGGAGCAGCCCUAUUCCCAGCUGUCAGAUGAACAGGUCAUUGAGAAUACUGGCGAGUUCUUCCGAGACCAAGGGAGGCAGACUUACCUUCCUCAACCAGCCAUUUGCCCUGACUCAGUGUAUAAGCUGAUGCUCAGUUGUUGGAGAAGAGACACCAAGCACCGUCCCUCGUUCCAAGAAAUCCACCUUCUGCUCCUUCAACAAGGGGACGAGUGAAGCAGCAGUGCCUGGCAACACUGCAGUGGACCAGGUCCUCCCCACAAGGCUUACCACUUCCCCACACCCAAGCCACUUCAUCUGGACACUAAUGGACCUGAGAGACCAGGGCUUGUUUGCUUUGCUCUCUCUCUGUCCCUCACCUCCCCACUCUCCACACCUCCUCUCCCUCCCUGUGACUCAUAUAUACUUUGUUUUUUUACAUUAAAGAACUUAAAAAAAGAAGAAAAAAAGGCCUAGAGCAGAUAAAGUCUAGUAAAACAAAUCUUACUUGCUAUACUGAAAUGUUGGAUAACAAAGGCUAGAAAGUUCAAAUAAUUUAUAAAGGUUAAAAAUAUACUUGUGUUUAUAAAUGUGCAGAUUUCACAAUAUUCUUUCCAUGUUACCUUUAAAAAAAUAUCUUCAGAAAGAAAAACUUGAAAAAUACCAAGUUCUUAGGAGACAUGAGAUGAGGCUGAGUGGAAACACUUGGUGGAGGUGGACAAUCCAAAGACUCGGUGUUCAACAACUAAUCACAGAGGGAUUUCUAAUUUGGACUCUGGAUAUGUCCCACUCUGUAUUUCCCUCUCCUGUCAAAGUGGAUGACAAAUUCUUAAAAACGCCCAGUUUCUUGGAAUGGGUGUUUUGUUCAUUCUUGUGUGGGUUGAAGUCCACAUGCGAUACGACCCGGCUGUGGCCAGAAAAGAAUGUCUGCUGCAGAGCUGUACAAGAAGAAUUGGCACUUACAAAAAUGCAUGGAAGGCUUCUUGGAUUCAUACUGAACAGAGAGAAGGAGGUCUAUUGGAGACAGGUGUACUGUUCAUACUGUGCAUUAUUCAUUUGUGAUUUCUGUAGAAGAUCCUCUUUGUUUUGUUCAGACAUUUUCAAGUGUGUGUUUUAGUGAAAGCCUAGGAUUUUAAUCAGUAAAGACUGGUGUUUUAAUAUCUUGAUGGCAGGCCCUUUGGUUCAUCUUGUCCAGAUAUUCCAGCUCUUUUAUUGGGUGGAGCCUCUAUGAGACCUCUGGCCUGGGGGCUGAGUUUCUCAGUUAUAAAUACCUAAAGACCAUGUAUUCCAGGGAAUCGCUAUGUUCUGAAGGUGAGCUAGGACCAAGGAGUGGAAGUGAAAGGCAGACUGAUUUCUACUCCCUAUUAGGGAAAACAUAACCAGAGUGGUACUAUAAGAUGAAUGCACUGCCUCCAGAGGUGGGGAGGUUUGGUUUUCCCAUUGAAGAGGUUCAUACAUAGACUGAAGAGCUAUGACAGAAAGAUGAAGGUUUUCAAGCACAAGACAGUUGUUUGUGUGAGACGAUAUUGAAUGCCUUUGACUCCAAAGAGGUACUGAUGAGCGUCCACUGCUAAUGCCUUGGAUACACACUCUUGCCUCAAAAUGGUAUAACCAGUAGAAACAAUGGCAUGAGAUUCUAGCUUUAGAAUUCAUGGACCCUGCUACACUGUCCAGCAGGAGUCUCCUCGGAAUGGAUUCUGAGCUUCUGCACUCCACACAUCCUCAAAAUCAGUGGGGACUUCAAAAAGAAAACCCUUGGUUCUCAGUGAGAAGAAACAAGAAUAGAUUAAAAAUAACCUUCUUAAGCUGAGAACAAUAGUCUCAACCCCUUAGGUCUGCAUCUGUGGCCUCACCAGUCCACCUUCUACACAGUCUCUCAGGAACUGGAGUGUUUCUCCUGCUCAGUUUUCAGCACUGCCUGAAGCCACAGCCUGGGCAUCCAGCCCAAGUCUGCAGGAAUCAUGGUGCAAGUCAUCUUCUGACCCAGCAAAGCCCUUUCUCUAUAGUUGUCCUGUGACUGGGCUUUCAUCACUCCAGGGAUUAACCUAGCAAAGUCACCGGCUUGAGAGUCAGGGGGACAGUGGUUUGGGAACAUGGAUCCUCUUUCUGCAUCUAGCCAAAUGCAUCAGCUUGGAUGAACCACUUUGUCUCAAUGAUAUUAUUUCCUUAUUUGUAAAAUGGAAUUGGGCUAAGUCUCUUCCAGUCCUGCUAUGUUCAAUUCUCACUGGAUAAUUCGACCUAUAACUGAUGGAGAUUCAAUAGUUCAGUCAGCUCCUACUCUGCACAUUGUGGUCAGUAAAAGAGAUAAUGGAAGAAAUUGCUGUAAUAGUAAUAACAACAGUUGCCAUUUGUAUGGAGCUUUAAGUUUUACUGAACAUCCCGCAUAAAUCGUCUCAUUUGCUACAUGCAGGGUUAGACACGUUCUCUGUACCAUGGGGCCCACCACACUCUAUUUUUGAAAUGUGUUAUCUUCAUUUGUAUUAGGGGACUUGGAAUCGGGGCCUACAGCCUAUGCUCCUUAAUCCAAAUGCCUCUGCUAGGGCAAUUUCCAGACCAUGCCAUGGCUUCUUAGACAGCAAGAGAAAAUAAUAUCAUCGCCCUGUCAUUUGCCUAACAUACCUCCACUUACUGCUUUUAUGAUACUCUUCCAAUCACUGAAUUCCACAGUCCCAUAUUUUAUUUUAUUUUUUUAUUUUUUUGCUGUCGUAGUAUAGCAGGACACUUUCUAUUUAAUUAUUGUGCAUCUUUACAGCAUACACUAUGGUUUUCCAGAGUAUACAUGUAUUACAUGUAGAGCAACUCAAAUAUAUUACAAUAUACAUCCUCAACUGGUGACUUUCUACUCUCGUGCCCAUUAAGUAUUUUCUCCCUGGGCAACCCCUCUCACUCCCCACUGCUGUCCUCCUCCUAUACGUUCUGGUAUAUACACUUGCUAACCCUUAUUAUAUUUUCCAAUGUUUUGGUUUCUGUCAUAAAGUGCAGACGUUCAGUAUCGACUGAGUGGGACAUGCAGUGUCUUGUCUUUCAUGGUCCGGCUUGCUUUAGAGCCCGUAUUUGAAAAUCAGGUUUAAAAUUCUAUCAGUCUGGAUUUCCCCAAUCGUGAGUCACGGAAGUAAUCUGUAUCAGAUGGCUGCCAAAUAGGGACUGUCGUGUUUGGGUACCCUUCUCUGGGAUGAGAAAGGCUCCACUUCUUGGCACUGAGAGCUCCGUAUCAGACACAGGCUUAAUGUUUAGCCUAGUCAUACGUAGAGUGGAACAGUGGCCCAGUGGAAUACAUAGUGAAGGCUUAUGUAGAAUUUCAAAGUAACUCAAAUCUAAAUGAGAGGAUUAGACCACUGAGCCUGGAAGUUAUUUGGAAAAAGAGACAGAAAAAAUGAUGAGAAACUAGGGGGCCUCAUUACC
Messenger RNA from Tupaia belangeri chinensis (Chinese tree shrew), 6375 nucleotides. It is a transcript of the gene DDR2, whose product is annotated as discoidin domain receptor tyrosine kinase 2. NCBI's taxonomy places the organism in Eukaryota, Metazoa, Chordata, Mammalia, Scandentia, Tupaiidae. Bases 577 to 3210 code for a protein of 877 amino acids. Gene Ontology annotation, biological process: multicellular organism development; positive regulation of neuron projection development; positive regulation of phosphatidylinositol 3-kinase/protein kinase B signal transduction. Gene Ontology annotation, cellular component: plasma membrane; signaling receptor complex. The record is from RefSeq and is a predicted model, not a curated record. The transcript has 18 exons. Gene Ontology annotation, molecular function: ATP binding; protein tyrosine kinase collagen receptor activity; collagen binding.